Molecule: messenger RNA, 957 nt
Organism: Penicillium canescens
Lineage: Eukaryota; Fungi; Ascomycota; Eurotiomycetes; Eurotiales; Aspergillaceae
Product: thiamine transporter TPC1
Exons: 2
Coding region: 1-957 (318 amino acids)
Biological process (GO): thiamine pyrophosphate transmembrane transport
Cellular component (GO): mitochondrial inner membrane
Molecular function (GO): thiamine transmembrane transporter activity
Source: RefSeq, a predicted model, not a curated record
AUGUCAGGGGCCGAGCAUCUGAAAGAUGAAGGCACUAAACGACAGGUCGUGCUGGCCGGCGGGAUCGCCGGACUGAUCUCGCGGUUCUGCAUUGCGCCGCUGGAUGUCGUCAAGAUCCGACUGCAACUGCAGAUACACUCAUUGUCAGACCCGAUCUCACACCAAGGGGUCAAUGGUCCAAUUUAUAAGGGGACGCUGUCCACAAUGCGGGCAAUUGUGAAGCAAGAAGGAAUCACCGGUCUUUGGAAGGGCAACAUCCCAGCCGAGAUGAUGUAUGUCUGCUACGGUGCCAUCCAAUUUACCGCAUAUCGAGGAACAACACAGGCCCUGGCUCAACUCGGCCCCUACCGACCCCCUUCAUCCGCCGAAUCCUUCAUAUCCGGUGCUGUAGCAGGUGGAUGUGCCACAGGAGCAACAUACCCGCUGGAUCUCCUCCGCACACGAUUUGCGGCACAGGGCUCAGACCGUGUAUACAGCUCAUUGCGGGCUUCGGUGAUGGAUAUUGCGCGACAGGAGGGCAUGCCAGGGUUCUUCCGGGGCUGCUCCGCCGCUAUUGCGCAAGUCGUGCCAUACAUGGGCCUCUUUUUCACGACAUAUGAAGCGCUCAGACCAGCCAUGGCCACGUUGGAUGUCUUACCAUUUGGUACUGGGGAUGCUGCUGCCGGUGUGUUUGCCAGUGUAUUGGCCAAGACCGGUGUGUUUCCGCUCGAUCUGGUCCGCAAGCGCUUGCAGGUACAAGGGCCGACAAGGACACGAUAUGUCCAUCGCAAUAUUCCCGAAUACAAGGGGGUUAUCCAGAGCAUUGCGUUGAUUCUGCGCACGCAGGGCGUCCGGGGGUUAUACCGUGGGUUAACAGUGAGUUUACUCAAGGCGGCGCCGGCGAGUGCAGUGACCAUGUGGACUUAUGAGCGCGCAUUGAGUGCUCUUGAAAACCUGGAGGUUGCAACCGCCACCUGA